AUGAAUGAAUCCAAAGCCGCAUCUUUCACGGAAUUUGAACUGGUGGGUUUUCCGGGUCUGCUGGACUACAAGAUGUUUCUGUUUGUUGGAUUCCUUUUAUUGUUGUUAAUCACGCUAACAGCUAAUCUCCUCAUCCUCCUUCUGGUGUUACUGGACCAUCGGCUUCACACACCCAUGUACUUUUUCCUCUGUAAUUUAUCUAUACUAGACAUAUUAACUGCUACAUCAAUUAUUCCCAAACUACUGGUGGUUCUCUCUGGACAUGAUAAAACUAUUUCAUUUGCUGCUUGCUUUGUACAAAUGUAUUUCAUAGUAUCAUUUGGGUCAGCAGAAAACUGCUUGGUGGCAGCGAUGGCAUAUGACCGGUACAUUGCUGUCGUUAAGCCGCUGCACUAUAAUGUAAUUAUAAAUUUCAAAAAGUGUAUGCUGAUAAUGAUGAUAGUGUGGAUACUUGGAUUUCUUAUUCCACUUGUGUCCUUAAUUUUAGCUACUAACCUGCCUUACUGUGCCUCAAAUAGAAUCAUGCACUGCUUCUGUGAUUAUCCAUCUGUAAUUUCCCUGGCUUGUGCUGACAUUACAGAUCAAGUCAAUGGAUCAUUUGGUGUUGCUUUGAUUGCGAUUUAUGUACCCUUGCUUUUUGUACUGUGGACAUAUGUCAGAAUUAUCAUUUCUGUUCUAAAACUUAAAUCAACAGCAAGUCUAUCAAAAGCCUUUUCAAUGUGCUCUUCACACAUGACUGUCGUGCUGAUGUAUUAUGUUUCUUCCUCUGUUGUAUACGCAGGGCUAAAAAUUGAAGGGAUCUCGUAUGACGGAAGAAUUUUUAUUGGUGGUUUGAAUUAUUUUUUAAUGCCAAUGGUGAACCCUAUGAUUUAUAGCUUAAGAAAUGAAAAGAUGAAGGAAGCAGCACAAAGAUAUAUCCACCUCAAAUUUCUUUUUCCACAAAAUGCCAAGAAUUCAAUUAAAGGUAAAGUCAAGGUUUUACCAAAAAAUGGGAUAACAUAUUCUACAUGA
Messenger RNA from Polypterus senegalus (gray bichir), 1011 nucleotides. Its product is annotated as olfactory receptor 6N1-like. Gene Ontology annotation, biological process: G protein-coupled receptor signaling pathway. NCBI's taxonomy places the organism in Eukaryota, Metazoa, Chordata, Cladistia, Polypteriformes, Polypteridae. Gene Ontology annotation, molecular function: G protein-coupled receptor activity; olfactory receptor activity. The coding region runs from base 1 to 1011 and encodes 336 amino acids. Gene Ontology annotation, cellular component: membrane. The transcript has a single exon. The record is from RefSeq and is a predicted model, not a curated record.